Molecule: messenger RNA, 730 nt
Organism: Magnolia sinica
Lineage: Eukaryota; Viridiplantae; Streptophyta; Magnoliopsida; Magnoliales; Magnoliaceae
Product: protein NDR1-like
Exons: 1
Coding region: 7-717 (236 amino acids)
Biological process (GO): defense response to other organism
Source: RefSeq, a predicted model, not a curated record
AAAAAAAUGUCAUCCUACACCGAAAUCCCAGUCCAAACACCACACCCACAUCCCCAAACAACAACAACACCCACACCAACACCCACAACAAGACUCACAACAAGACCCAGAAUAAAACAUCCCGGCACCCGCUAUUACGUCCACCGUGUUAAGGAAAGCCUCACAACCCGAGUAUCAAAAUUCCUCUGCUCUUGUUUCCUCGGCCUUCUUUUCAUCGUAGGCCUCAUUGCUUUCAUCCUCUGGCUAAGCCUCCGACCCCACCGCCCAAGAGUCCACGUUAACAGCUUCACCGUUACCGGCAUCGCACCAGAUAACGGAAUUCAAAAUUCCAUUAUCUCCUUCAAUGUUUCCAUUCGCAACCCUAACCAAAAUGUAGAUAUCUACUACGAUGAGGUUGACGGCACCGUUUACUUCCGUGAAGUAAAGAUCGUCACAGUCGUAUUGCUUUACCCCUUCUAUCAGCCCAAUAAGAACACAACAUUCGCUAAUGGGACCUUGUCUCUCGCAUCUUUGUCGGUCACCGAUAGUUGGCCCCAGAUCAUGGCGAACGGGACCGUUGAUUUCCGUUUGGAGCUGAUAUCAGCGAUCAGGUUCAAGGUGGCCAGUUGGAUGACUAGGAAGCAUCGAAUGCAUGCCGACUGCGCAGUAUUGGUUGGAUCCGACGGUCAGAUAUCGCCCACCUCGAAAAACAAGAGGUGUUCCCUUUAUUUCUACUAGGAUUUGAAGUUAU